Molecule: messenger RNA, 1587 nt
Organism: Eublepharis macularius
Lineage: Eukaryota; Metazoa; Chordata; Lepidosauria; Squamata; Eublepharidae
Gene: ZDHHC4
Product: zinc finger DHHC-type palmitoyltransferase 4
Exons: 7
Coding region: 254-1246 (330 amino acids)
Biological process (GO): peptidyl-L-cysteine S-palmitoylation; protein targeting to membrane
Cellular component (GO): Golgi apparatus; endoplasmic reticulum
Molecular function (GO): protein-cysteine S-palmitoyltransferase activity
Source: RefSeq, a predicted model, not a curated record
CCCCACCCAUCACGGUCCGCGGCUCGUUUCCGCGGUAACCGCUCGAGCGCGGCGCUUCCGGGUCGGGCAGGGCGCCCGCUACUCUAUGACCGGCAAUGCGACUAAAAAUGAGAAAAUCAUGCUUGCUAGGAAGGAGUGUUGAUGGGGAUUAUCUGAGCAUUUCCUUGGCAUGUUGGCUCCACUCUGAGCAGCAUUUGCAAAGAGGAGGGAGGAGAAAGAGCCCCCUGUCAGCAUCGGGAUUUUGCAGAGCACAAUGGACUUCUUGAUUCUCUUCUUGUUCUAUGUGUUUCUGAUCCUGCUGAGCAUUCUCUUUGUCUGCAUCUGUUCUGCAUGGAAGCAAAGUGUGCCAUCAAGAAUUGUCAACUGGCUAGCCAAGGUGCUUUCUUGUGUAAUCCCAGCUACAGUUCAUGGAGCUGCUCAGAGGGUGCUUCAUCAUCUCUUCCACACACGGCACUGCAUGUUUGUAACUCUGCACUUGGCAUUGGAAGUGUUGGUUUAUGGCGAAUACACCUGGGAAGUGUUUGGCUAUUGCCGGGAGCUAGAGUUCAGUCUUCCCCUCCUCCUGCUUCCUUACCUGCUGCUGACUGUGAAUAUGGGUUUCUUCAUUCUGUGCGCGAAGACUGAUCCUGGUACCAUAACCAAAUCCAACCAGGCUCUCUUCCUCCAUACUUAUGCUUAUGAUGGGGUGAUGUUUGAGAGAGGCAUCGAGUGUACCACUUGCAGCGCCAGGAAACCAGCUAGGUCCAAGCACUGUGGGGUGUGCCACAGUUGUGUGCAUCGUUUUGAUCAUCACUGUGUUUGGGUCAACAACUGCAUUGGUGCUUUCAACAUGAGAUACUUUCUCGUCUACCUUUUCACCUUGACAGCCAUGGCAACUGCCAUGGCAGUCAUAACUGCCACCUUCCUCAUCCAGUUGGUCAUUCUGUCAAACUUGAUGCUGGGACAUUAUAUAGAUGACCAAGGCCAAGAGCACCCGGUUGAUGCUGUCUUUGUUAUUCAGAACCUCUUCUUGACCUUUCCCAGGAUUGUAUUCCUGCUUGGCUUUGUCAUCAUCCUCUCAGUAAUCCUUGGAUGUUAUUUUUGCUUUGGUCUGUACCUGGUCCUGAUCAACCAGACAAGCUACGAGUGGUUCAAGUCGGCAAGAUUCGAGUGUGGGGUUUACAGAAACAUUUACUCAAAAGGUGUCUGGGGCAACAUCACAGAAAUUGCGAAACCUCUCAUGAGCCCCGGACAAAAGGGACGGUGACUGGCCGGAAGCACCAGCAGACGGCGCUCACCUGCCUGCAAAGGGUCCUCGGCCAACCAGACAGAAAAUAACUCAGGCGAUUUUAAAUCCUCCUUGCCCCCCCCCCCCAAGCUUCCUACCCCUGUAAGAAGGUGGUGUUGACUGGACGAUGCUUUUGUAGAGCAGCUCCUGUCCCCGGGGGGGGGGGGGGCGCUGUUAGUUUCUUUUAUGAAAGUUUUACAAGACCAGUAUGUAGCACACCUGCCACUCAUGUUAGAAAUAUGUAUUUUAAAAAGAAUUUUAUUUACAGGCUAAACUGUACAAUCUGCAAUUAAAAACUAUGUGGUUAUAAAAGAAAUAUA